Trichosporon asahii var. asahii CBS 2479 is the source of this 1347-nucleotide messenger RNA. RefSeq lists its product as uncharacterized. Lineage: Eukaryota; Fungi; Basidiomycota; Tremellomycetes; Trichosporonales; Trichosporonaceae. The coding region runs from base 1 to 1347 and encodes 448 amino acids. The record is from RefSeq and is a predicted model, not a curated record. The transcript has a single exon.
AUGGCUCUACGCGCUGCCAUCAAGCGCGCGGUCGAAAAGUUCAAGCUCAGAUUCGGACGUGCGAAAGAUGGCGGCUAUGAGAGAAUCGGUCUCAACGACGAUCAGAGCUCAGCAACAUCUCACCGCUCCUCGGCCCAGGCGCGUUCCUCUGUUGACAUAGGGGACGUGUUCGGCUCUGCCCCCCCCGUCUCCACCAGUGUCACUGAUGGUGAUCACGACCUUCAAAGCCCCAUCAACCCCACGUCUGCCCCGGUUUCGUCUGGUCCUCGCUCCGCGCACUCAGCCUCAGCGCACUCGCACGACGAAAAGGGCAACCAAAGCUCCGACUCCAGCACCGUCACGGAGACACGUCAAGCCACAAUCCAUUUGCCAUCCUACAGGCGCCAAUACACCAGCCAACCAACCCCCUCCGUUCCCCAAGAGCACCAGAAGUUGCGAAAGCUUCCCGUGCGUAAGGAUACGAUCGCCAAGAGCUUGAUGAAGGAGAAACUGUCGCUCCUCACGGAAGAAAUCCGGGGAGCCGUCCUCGACGCUACUCCAUCGUCCAUGCUUGCCGAAGUACAGGUCGAACUGCGUACCAAAGCGUGGACUCAAGUCCUUCUUGAGUCUGCUCCGGUUGAUCCCGAAUCACGACCACUGUGCUUGAUUCAGACACUCUCCACUAACGAGGAGGAGUUCCUGCCGGACUCCGACAUUCACAACCUCAUCGACUCUACACUGAAGGAGCUCGGUGACGCCAUGGUGGAUGCAGCGAGGCGGCAAUAUGGCAGCAAGCUGUACAUCACAAUCAAGGCUAUCCUUCACAUCACCGCCAGCGUUCAAGUACUUGUGGAAGAUGACGCCGAAACCACCCAACUGGCCGGUUCGAUGUCCGCCUAUCCCGUCCGCGAGUGGGCCGUGUCGGUUGCGUCUCACGCGUCUCACGACGCUCACGAAGCUCUAGGGCUCAGCCGCUUUGAGGACUUGGUUAGCGAGCUCCACCCUCUCACUAAGAGCAAGCUUCUCAGGGACCUCGUCUUCGUCGUGUACGGGGGGUACACUUGGACCAACAGCACCCGAACGAUCUGGUUCAAGUCGAUCGACCGCCACCCCUUCUCCUACGCACGCAUCCUCUCCCCGGGCUAUGACUGUCCUCGUGGAGUCGACGCACCUCUUCACUGGACGCACAGCCCCGAUGACGCAGCCUGUCCCUGCGUAGACCGCGAAGCCGAGACCGUGUACGCCAUCCGCCCCUGGUGCGUCAAUGAGGACGGCGGUUUCGACGACUCUUUCAACCCCGACCGAGACGCCGUCCGCGUCGGCCCGCUGAAGGACUUCAUGCCGGCAUUCGCCGCGCUUCCGGAGUGA